AUGCUCCGCGGCCAGACCCUCCCCUGGAGAGCUGCGCUCCACCAAACGCCUCGCCCUUUACUCCGCCGUCCUUUCCUUACUGCGACAAGGAAUAAUGCCAAUUUCCGUUCUGCAUUAACUGCAACCCGUCUUAGCCGUUCCCUUCCCUCGGCUCCCCGCACAUUCUCCUCUAGCUCCAUCCAACGGAAAGAGAAACCCCCACCGGAGGACCAAAAUGAUGAGCUAGAACAUAAGGAAGAGGAGGACAAAAGUCAAGAGAAUAAGGAAGCAGCGAGAGCUUCAGAAUCGCGACGGAAAGUUGCCGACUCGGAUAAGACCGCCGAGCAGACAAGUUCCACCCGGAGAAAAGAUCGAUCAUCAAGCGACAAGGAGCGGGCAAUAGAAGAAGAGCCCAAGAAGGAAGCUGAGGCUGAUGGAAAGGGAAAUUCGAGCCAAACGCCCUCCGCUAUUCCCCCAAGCAGUAGCGCGGCCGACUCGAAGCCUAGCUCUGCGAACAGUGGCGGCAAUAGCGGAAAUGACGAUGGCGGGAAGAAGGGCAAGAAAGGAUCCGGGGAAAAGGCUUUGCAAAAGCCUGCUGUCCCGGAUGUAUACCCACAGGUCAUGGCAAUUCCUAUUGCGAAGCGACCUCUGUUCCCCGGAUUCUACAAGGCAAUUACCAUCCGUGACCCCAAUGUUGCGGCUGCGAUUCAAGAUAUGAUGAAGCGCGGCCAACCGUAUGUAGGCGCAUUCUUGUUCAAGGAUGAUAAUGCCGAUGGUGAUGUUAUUGAUAACCUGGACGAUGUCUACGAUACCGGUGUAUUCGCCCAAAUUACAGCAGCCUACCCACUCCGCGGAGAGGCCAGCGGUGUGACUGCUGUCCUCUACCCACAUCGCCGCAUCAAGAUUUCCUCGCUCCUACCCCCUAGUGAAACCACCAAGGGUAAUACCACAGAAGAUAAGGCUGAAAAGAAGGGUGAUGUUGUGGCGAGCUUCGAAGAAGGGGCUGCUGAGUCUGCGCCCAAGGAUCACUAUGAACCUACAUCAUUCCUAAAGAAGUACCCAGUCAGUUUGGUCAAUGUGGAAAACUUGACUGAGGAGCCUUUCGACAAGAAGAAUGCAAUUAUUCGUGCCGUGACCAGUGAAAUCGUGAACGUGUGCAAGGAAAUUGCUACUUUGAACCCGUUAUUCCGUGAUCAGAUCUCGGCUUUCUACACCGACCAGUUCCCUGGAAACCUCAGUGAUGAGCCUGCUAAGCUUGCUGAUUUUGCUGCCGCGGUUUCAGCCGGGGAGCUGCAUGAGAUGCAGGAGGUGCUCGAGACCAUGAACAUCGAGGAGCGUCUUCCCAAAGCUCUUGUCGUGUUGAAGAAAGAGUUGAUGAACGCUCAACUUCAAUCCAAAAUCACCAAGGAUGUCGAGGCCAAGAUCCAGAAGCGUCAGCGCGAAUAUUGGCUGAUGGAGCAGAUGAAGGGAAUCAAGAGAGAGCUUGGCAUCGAGUCAGAUGGCAAGGACAAGCUAGUUGAAAAGUUCAAGGAGAAGGCAGAGAAGCUUGCUAUGCCCGAGGCUGUUAAGAAGGUCUUUGAUGAGGAGAUCAACAAGCUGGCCCACCUUGAACCUGCGGCCUCCGAAUUUAACGUCACUCGCAAUUAUUUGGAUUGGCUCACUCAGAUUCCCUGGGGUCAGAAGAGUGUUGAGAACUUUGGCAUUAAGAACGCGGUUUCUGUUCUUGAUGAAGAUCACUACGGCCUAAAGGAUGUGAAGGAUCGGAUUUUGGAGUUCAUCGCCGUGGGCAAGCUCCGCGGCACCGUGGAAGGAAAAAUCCUUUGCCUCGUCGGACCUCCUGGUGUAGGAAAGACCAGUAUCGGAAAAUCUGUGGCCCGUGCCUUAAAUCGACAGUACUAUCGUUUCUCUGUGGGUGGGUUGACUGAUGUGGCGGAGAUCAAGGGUCACAGACGGACUUACGUCGGUGCUCUUCCCGGUCGUAUCAUCCAAGCUCUCAAGAAGUGCCAGACCGAAAACCCCUUAAUCUUGAUUGACGAGGUGGAUAAGAUUGGUCGUGGUCAUCAGGGUGACCCCUCUUCUGCGUUGCUGGAGUUGCUUGACCCCGAGCAGAACAGCUCCUUCUUGGACCAUUACAUGGAUGUCCCCGUCGACUUAUCCAAGGUAUUGUUUGUUUGCACUGCCAACGUCACUGAUACCAUUCCUCGCCCGUUGCUCGACCGCAUGGAGCUCAUUGAGCUUUCCGGCUACGUGGCUGAUGAGAAGAUGGCCAUUGCGGAGCGAUACCUGGCCCCGGCUGCCCGAGAGAUGACUGGCCUGAAGGAUGUUGAUGUCAACCUUGAAAAGGAAGCCAUCGAGGAGCUCAUCAAGUCCUACUGCCGCGAGAGCGGUGUUCGUAAUUUGAAGAAGCAGAUUGAGAAGGUUUACCGGAAAGCGGCUUUCAAGAUUGUGCAGGAUCUGGGUGAGGAGACAUUCCCGGAAGAGGCGGCACUGACCGAAGAAGGCAAGGCUGCUCAGGAGCAGUCGAAGGAACACGAGUCCUCGGAUCCCGCUGAGGCCCCUCUUGAACCGGAAAAGUCAACCACCGAGAUUCCUCGCCUCGCACUCAAGGUGCCCGAAAACGUACAGCUCAGCAUUGGCAAGGAUACUUUGAAGGAUUACGUCGGGCCUCCAGUUUUCACUGCGGACCGUCUGUACGACAAGUUCCCCCCUGGUGUCACCAUGGGUCUUGCCUGGACUAGUAUGGGUGGCGCCGCCCUCUACGUCGAGUGUAUCUUGGAGAAUGCCUUGAAACACGCGUCGCGACCGGGAUUGGAGAUCACCGGCAACCUGCAAAACGUCAUGAAAGAGUCUACCCAUAUUGCCUACUCCUUUGCCAAGUCUGUCAUGGCCAAGCAGUUCUCCGAGAACGCCUUCUUUGAGAAGGCCAAGGUUCACUUGCACUGUCCUGAGGGUGCUGUUCCUAAAGAUGGACCAUCUGCUGGUAUUACUAUGGCUAGCGCAUUGCUAUCGCUGGCGCUGAACCACCCGCUUGACCCGACCGUCGCCAUGACUGGUGAGCUAACGGUCACCGGUAAGGUUCUGCGCAUUGGCGGUUUGAGAGAGAAGACAGUGGCUGCUCGUCGGGCUGGUGCGACCACAGUCAUCUUCCCAGCCGACAAUACCUCCGACUGGCUUGAGUUGCCCGAGAACAUCAAGAAGGGCAUCACAGGCCACCCAGUUAGCUGGUACUCCGAAGUGUUUGACCUCCUCUUCCCUACCCUAGACCACGAGGCUGCGCAAACGAUUUGGCAGAAAGCGUUGGCCAAGCCUGCGGACCAAGGCGAUCGCGGCUCUAACAGCUCUAAUGACGAUUAA
Messenger RNA from Penicillium verhagenii, 3333 nucleotides. RefSeq names its product endopeptidase La. The record is from RefSeq and is a predicted model, not a curated record. Gene Ontology annotation, molecular function: ATP-dependent peptidase activity; ATP binding; serine-type endopeptidase activity. Bases 1 to 3333 code for a protein of 1110 amino acids. Gene Ontology annotation, biological process: chaperone-mediated protein complex assembly; protein catabolic process; protein quality control for misfolded or incompletely synthesized proteins. NCBI's taxonomy places the organism in Eukaryota, Fungi, Ascomycota, Eurotiomycetes, Eurotiales, Aspergillaceae. Gene Ontology annotation, cellular component: mitochondrial matrix. The transcript has 3 exons.